Messenger RNA from Humulus lupulus (European hop), 1343 nucleotides. Its product is annotated as cytosolic sulfotransferase 15-like. Lineage: Eukaryota; Viridiplantae; Streptophyta; Magnoliopsida; Rosales; Cannabaceae. Gene Ontology annotation, cellular component: cytoplasm. The record is from RefSeq and is a predicted model, not a curated record. Bases 17 to 1108 code for a protein of 363 amino acids. The transcript has a single exon. Gene Ontology annotation, biological process: sulfation. Gene Ontology annotation, molecular function: sulfotransferase activity.
CAUAUAAAUAGGUGAGAUGGUUCACUUACAAAUGAAAGAAAAAACCCUAGCUAGCUAUAGCAAGAUUAAUAUAAAGAUGAAUAAUCCCAAAUCUAAUGACGAACACCAACAAGAUCAUGGUGAGAAAGAUAUCGAUCAUGAUCUUGAUCUUGAUCAACUUCCCAAAACCCAAGGAUGGUUAGGCUCUUCUGUUCUUUCUCUCUACCAAGGCUUCUGGUGUCCAUCCAAAAUAGUUCCAAACAUCAAAGCCUUCCAAGCACACUUUCGACCUCGCAGCCAAGACAUCAUUCUAGCCUCGUCCCCAAAAUCAGGCACCACAUGGCUCAAAGCUCUACUCUUCUCCAUCGUCAACCGCUCUCGCUACAACCUUUCCAACACUCCCUUACUCACUUCCAAUCCACACCAACUCCUACCCUUCCUCGAGUUCACCACCUACGCCAACGCCAAGGCCCCUCGCGACGACGACGACGACGCUGCUACUCUCUCGUCGCCACGCCUCUUCUCCACGCACCUUCCGCACCAGCUGCUGCCCGAGUCCAUCGCCGAGUGUCCGGAUUGUCGCGUCGUCUUCAUCUGUCGCAACCCUCUCGACGCCGUCGUCUCCUUCUGGCAUUUCGCCCACCGAGACCGCGCCGAGAGCCACCAGCACUCGAUGGAGGACUACGUGGACAAGUGCUGCCGAGGCGAGCAAGGGUUCGGACCCUUUUGGGAUCAGGUGUUGGGGUACUGGAAGGAGAGCUUGGAGAAGCCAGAGAAGGUGUUGUUUUUGAGGUACGAAGAUAUGAAGGGAGAAACCGAGGUUCGUGUGAAGAAGAUUGCUGAGUUUGUGGGGUUUCCUUUUUCGGCGGAGGAGGAGAGCCAGGGAGUUGUUGGUGAGAUCUUAGAGCUUUGUAGUUUGAGGAAUUUGAGGGAUUUGGAAGUGAACAAAAGUGGGAAGUUCAUGCCAAACUUUGACAACAAAUGUUACUUUCGAAAAGGAGAGGUUGGGGAUUGGGUUAAUCAUCUUAGUUCGUCCAUGGCGGAACGCAUCAUCAAAAUCAUUGAGGAAAAGCUUAGCGGUUCUGGCUUGAAAUUUAAAUAUCAAGAAGAAGACGAAGAAAAAAAUUAAGGCUUGAAUAUGUAUAUUAUUGUUCUUACGUACGUUUUGGUGUAUGUUGUGUGUGGUCGUGUGAGUGAAACAUAUAUAAUCUUGUUUUUUUUUCUUUAUAUUUUGUAUUUUGAGUGAGAGGAGUCCAUAUAUGGAUUUUAUAUUUAAUGCCUUAAAGUUUAAUUUAGUAUUUUUAAUACUUUUUAUUUAUAUUAAAUGUAUAAUUUUAAUAAAUUUGAUGAGUUUUAAGUAUAUA